UGGUCACAGGAGACUGGUUAGCGGAGCUGUUUUGUUCGUCGUCUUUGUCCAUUAUUUUAGUCCAUUGGUUUGUAUUAAUUGAACAAUACAAACCAUAAGAACUUGCAAAGCAAUACUGGCAUCGUCGUCGGACUCAGAAGACGGUGGAGUUUCGCCCCCACCGCUCAAAAAACAACGACUCUCUGUCUCGAAUAUGCAGGCAAAUUUUAAUGGCUGCCAGCAAAAUGGGGAAACCAGUGAGGAGAUUGAAAACGGUACCCAGCAAAAUGGGGCUUGUUCAUCAGCCACUAAUGGGGCUGUAUCAAGUGAAGGUGCUAAAGGGACACCCGUUAAAGCCAUGUCUAAGACUGACAUUGACGUAGUGCGACUGAUCGGUCAGCAUUUGAUCGGACUUGGCUUGAAUCGAACUGCUGAGCAACUCAUAAGUGAAUCUGGCUGCACAUUAGAACAUGAAGCUGCAGCCAAAUUCCGAUCCAACGUACUGGAGGGCGACUGGGAAAAGGCUGAAGCUGAUCUCGAAGAACUAAAGGAUCUUGUUGAAUGUCCACAAGGCUUGUUGAAAAUGAGGUUCCUUCUGCUAGAACAAAAAUACUUGGAGUAUUUGGAGGACUUCAGACUGCUGGAGGCCCUGAACUGCAUUCGCCAGGAACUGACCCCUUUGAAGUACAACACUGAGCGAGUCCAUACCCUUACAUCAUACAUGAUGUGCAGUAAUGCUCAGGAACUUCGUGAGGUAUCCCACUGGGCAGGUAAAGGACUGGAGUCCAGACAAAAGCUCAUAGAAAGAUUACAAACGUUUUUACCUCCGUCUGUGAUGCUACCUCCACGUCGUCUCUUAACUCUUCUGGGUCAGGCCGUCGAACUUCAGAAGGACAAGUGUCCAUACCACAAUACCAGGCUGGACAUCAACAUCGAUGCUGUCUCAUUGCUUCUCGACCAUGCAUGUACAAAAGACCAGUUUCCGUGUCAUACUAUUCAGAUUCUCAAUGAGCACUGCAACGAGGUUUGGUUUUGUCGCUUCUCACCUGAUGGAACGAAACUCGCUACUGGGUCAAAAGACUGCUCUAUGAUCAUAUGGGAUGUUGAUAUGGAAACGCUUGAACUGAAGCACAAAAAGACCUUUGAUAACCAUUCAUAUGGUGUGGCUUACAUUGCCUGGAGUCCAGACAGUAAGUUCAUUGUAGCAUGCGGCCCAGAAGACUGCUCAGAACUGUGGAUAUGGAACAUUGAGACUGGAGACCUGCAUCAGAAAGUGACCCAGUCACCAGAGGACAGUCUUACCUGUGCGUCGUGGCAUGCGGAUGGCAAAAAGUUCGUUACAGGUGGACAGCGGGGACAGUUCUAUAUCUGUGAUAUGGACGGUACUGUGCUAGACAACUGGGAGGGAGUGCGAGUCCAGUGUCUGGCCUGUCAAAAUGACAUGAAGACUGUGCUAGCUGCAGAUGCACACAACAGAAUUAGAGCUUACAACUUUGACGAUCUUACUGAUUUCCACAUACUUCAGGAAGAUCAGUCCAUCAUGUCUUUCACACUAAACGAUACUGGCAGAUUAGCCUUACUCAACAUAGAAACACGAGGUGUCCAUUUAUGGGAUAUCAAAGAUCGGGUAUUAAUUCGCAAAUUUCAGGGAGUUACUCAAGGCAACUACAGAAUAUAUUCAUGUUUUGGUGGUUUAAAUCAAGACUUUGUUGCCAGUGGAAGUGAAGAUUACAAGGUGUAUAUCUGGCAUAUUAAGCGUGAGAGUCCGAUUGCUGUGCUAGAGGGCCACACGCGCACUGUGAACUGCAUCCACUGGAAUCCUAAAGUGCCUAGCAUGUUGGCCAGUGCAUCGGACGAUGGCACAGUCAGAAUAUGGGGACCUCUAGAGAAAAGCAAGCUAGGCAACCUUAGCGAAUCUGGCCGAAGUACUCCUGUAUGACCCAGGCUCAAUCUAACAGACUAUAUGAAAUGUACAAACUCCACAGACACGAUGGUGUGAUGACCUCCACAGUCACGAUGGUGUGACGACCUCCCCACCCACCAAGAGACUUGGACAGCGAGCGGAACUAGGGAUUUUAUUCUAGAGUAGUCUUCUCUUCUUUUUUUUUAUCUGUGGGUUGGAUUGUGGUGUGGGUCAGGCUGGGUAAUGUGUUGUUUUUAACUCAAGGCAGUCACUUAAUCGUCAGCAUAAUUGCUGUUGGAAGGUCCUACUUCCACUUCUUAUUCUCUCCGACUCAUCUCGUCAGACUGUUUUCUUCGUCAAUGAAGAAUCGUGUGUGUACUGGUACUAAUGGACAUGCCCAGAAUGAAACAGAAGUGUCAAGUUUGUGCCAGCUAAGCAACACGUUUUCAAUGUGUUAUUCCGUUGUCAUAAAGAAAGACUUGGAUUUUAUGAUCGCAUGUUACUAUAUAUAUAUAUAUUGUGAUUCCAUAUUAUCUGCUACACUUUAAAAUAGUGGCGACGUGUGAAGCAAGAUGGAGGACUAAACGUGAAUUAAAACUAUGAUCCGCGCAAUGUUUGUUUCGCACUAGAGAAUGGUGAUCCCAUGUUAUCCAUUGCUAUUCAGAUGGUGGUCAAGUGUGAGGCAAGACAUUGUGGUUCAUACUAAGCUGUCUGAUCGAGUUUGAAGUCGGGCACUGUGAUUCCUGUUGUGUCUGUUCCACUCUUGUCAAAUAUGAAGUGACAUACUCUGACUUGAAUGAUGUCUGUCCCAGUCCGGGGUGAAGCACAAUACUUAACAGUGUCCAGGAAAUGUUGGCUUCACCGUGAUUAGUUUGAUUCCCGUAACGUCUUGUUCAGGAUUUAAUCGUGAAGCAACACCUUGUAAUCCAUACGGGUUUUCUUAAUCUUUGCCAAUGGUGAAGCAGUGUGUUGAGAUUGACAGAGUGUAUGUGUCACAUGCUUGGUAUAUAAGGUUCCUGUUACACUUGUCAGGUUUGAGACAAACACAUGGUGUUUACUGUGUCAUUCAAUAUAAAUGUAUGCUGUCUGUUACACUGAUAUUCUGAGACCAGGGCCCGUGCUUAUAAAAAAAAAUGUACAGUCCAGACUUGAUGUCUAAUGAUAUAUGCAUACAAUUUGUAUAGCGUUGUCAUGACAUUAGUGUCUCAGACUGUUAGAGUCUCGAGUCUAGACUCUAAAGUUUGAUAAGCACCAGGCCUGGUAUAAAGCAACACAGAGUAAUCUGUACGGUCUUUGUCACCUUCUCGUUGAUUGUUGAACUAAACAAUUGCUGUACCAUCAUUGUGUUGUCAGUUCACAAUCAACGUUUUCAUGUGCAUGCAAAACAUACUCUUCUUUCUUUUUUUUAGCCCCCUCCCCUUUCAAAAAGCAUACAUACACUAACAAAAAGCAUACACACACUAAUAAAAAGCUACAUUUUAAAAUUGAUUUUAAAAGCAAACACUGACAUUGACCCCCUAAUUGUAAUGUAUGGUUUGUAUACUCAUGAAAAUGGUAAUUAUGAAUGUGAUGUGUUAUGUAAUUAACUUGAAUUUUUAUGUCUUAUUCAAAGCAAAAUAAACCUAAGAGGGCUAGCUCUGGCAUUCCCCAAAUUCACCAGUUGCAAAUUAUGAAACAGUUGGCAAAUUUUUUUUUAUUUGGCGAAAUAAUGUAGAAAAGUUUGUUAGACAAUAACCAGGUUUCUGCAGUUAUUGACAUUUAACAUAUAAUUUGGCAAAAUGUUUUUCCUUCCAAGAGCUAGCCCUGUUUAUUCAAAGCUUAAUAUGAGGUACAUGUAAGACAUUUUAAGGUUUGUUACAGUUUGCCUAUUGUCAAACAAUAUGAUCUGAUUCUUGUAGUUAGUGACUUGGUCAGAACAUGCAAAGUGAUAGAUUGUUAUCCAUAUGGUUUCUGUAACACUGUUAUUAAAUAACACACAAUACACUGUGACCCAUACAGUGUUCUGUAACAACUAAAGAGUGAAAUGUGUUGGAAGACAUUUUGAUCUAAAUUUUAAUUCUGUGAAUUGCUGACAUGGCAUUUGAACACUUACUUUGCAAAAGGAUCAUGAGAGAGUAAUUAUUUGACUCCUGAUAAUGGCAAGUGGUGAUUUAUUGGUCUCUUCUGCAUGUUUUGAGAAAGACCAAUUUCAUUAACAAAUUAUUGUAGAACUUUAAAUAACGUGAAACCACACUAAUGAAAACCAAAUUGAGUACCCAAAAAAAGUAGAAGCUGCCUAAAUAUUGACAUUAAAGAUGUCACAAAAGCAUGUUAGGCUACUAUUUUACUAUUAAAAGACACCGUAUUUCCAAUUAACUGACACAAAAUAAUAUAUCUGGAUAAUGCUUUUCCUCAAGCCAAUACAUCGGAGUGCUUUAUGACAGCUGAUGAGUGCUUGCAAGCAAUUUCAGAAAUCCCUGUUCUAUUUUAUUUAAUAUUAAGUGCAAAAGAAAGAGACUAAAGGGCAUUUUCUAACACCAUGUGGUGUUUUUAUCAGUUAAACAAUAGUGAUCAAUUCAAAUUUGUAUUUAGUUGUGGAAAUUAUAUUAAAUGGCUUCCAAAUGUCUAUGCAAACAAUCCUUAAGCUUUGCAAUCAGAAAAUUGCUUUGACAAAAAUUGCUACAGCUAAAAUAUACUUUGCCUCAGUAUUUCUAUUUUUAAUGUUUAUACUAGUAUCGUUUCACUCGUUACAUCACCAAAUGUAAUGCUGAUGUGGAUCAGUUUUACUUCAGAUUUUACAUCAGCAUUACUGAAUACUGAUGUAAGGACUGUCCUGCAUGAAAUGGGUGAUGAAAUGUACCCAGGGAAUGCUGGUACAAUCUUCAUAGCUGGAUGGAAAAUCAUAAUUGGUAUUAGCAGGGUAUGAAAUUAAAAUGGGGAAAACCAUCCCCAUAAUAUGACUAGAUAUGUGGAAAUUGUGGAACAAGACUUUCUAAAAUGAACAAGAUUAAAUGAGUAUGUAUGUAGUUUAAACAGUCAGCUUCCAAAUACUGAUGGAAUAUAUUCAUCAUAAAUUCGCUACAAAUAAAAUUUUCCAACUAAUCUUACUAAGUCCGUCUAUUUGUGUUUAGCUUUAAAAGGUGUAUGUUACAUUAGGUGACAGUAUAGAAAUAGAAAUUUCUUUCUGAUGGUUUGGAAGCUAAGUACAUAAUUGAAUAUGUAAAAAAAGUUAGCUUCACCGACUUAAAAGAUGCUUGAACUCUUUUUACUUUUGACAUACUUUCUUAUAUUGUUACAUUAAUGUGGCAUUGUAAAACACCAUUUAUAAAAUCCAUAAUGUAUGCAAAUUAAUCAGGUUCUGUUGCAGGUUUCUACUACUGUUUUGAAGCAGAAUGGUUUUGCUUUGCACACAAGCAUCACAAUCUUGAAGUAGGGCAGGUGAACUGUAAAAACUGAACUGAUGGAAAAUUAUGUUUCAGCAUACUAGUGAAUGCUUUUACCAGCUGUGUGGUUAAAAAUAGCUAACCAAAAUGCUUUAUUUAUUGCAUUUUUUUGAUAUUCUUAUUUUUAGCACUUGCAUUAAAAUGCAUAAUGUUUAUAUUUUUUAUUGUCAUCACUCAAAAAUCAUUUACGAUGUUUGGUAAAAAUAUUAAGCAUUGUGUAACCAUUGUGCAAUCGUGCUAUAAUCAUGUUUAACAUGAGACAUGCAUAGCAGCUGCAUUGAAAAUGAUCAUGUUCUUGUGCAGUAUUCAUUUUUAUAUUUAUACUAGGAUAACUGUGUGUAUGUUCAGUAGAUGGCAUUUCCGUAAACUGCAUAACUAUGUUACUGCAAAACACACAAUGCAGGCUAAUACAAAACACCAUAAUGUAUCUGUUCACAAAUAGUUAUUACAUGCAGAUCUAGAAAAAUAUAUCCAAAAGUGUGCAACUUCUUCUUUUUUAAAAUUAAUUAAUUUUGUUUUUGAUUAUUUUUGUAGAGUUUGUUGUUGUUUUUGUUGUAUGUCAGACGUUUAAUAACAACAUCAAGGACUUCAUAAAAUAUUUUUGUGCAAAAAAACAACCAUAAGAUAUUUCAUUAAGAAACUUAACACAGGAGCUAAACAUUUAUUUUUGUUAAAAUAAAAUAAAAUAUAAAAAAACCCUGAUCUUUCACAUUAAUACAUGGAAAGAUGAAACAUUAUCAUGUUACAUUUGUUUCAAAUAAUUAAUAUUAUUAACAGAGGGAAUAAUACAUCUCCUGUGAAGCCAUCUUUGUUAAAUUUCCUGUGAAACCAUCUUUGUCAGUAAGGACAGUCUCAUUUAGGAAAAACAAGUGAUCAUGGUUUCUCAUUUCUGUUGUUGGGGAGAUAACUCUUUUUUUUUUUACCCACCAUUGUCGAUUUUUGUAAUUUGUUGACCCAUGUUGAAAAAGUGUUUUCUUUCCAUAUGACAUCGUUUUAGUCUACUGGAUAUAUGUGUAUUUAUUGCAAAGUGGAUGUUUGAGGAAUUAAUUAUGCUAUUCAGAUAUUUAUAUGAAGUAGAAAGUAAUUGCCUUUCUGACACGAUUCUAUGUAGAUAAUGUGUAAAUAUUAUUACACUGCCCAGCUCCUUGUUGUCAUCAGUGAUUUUCUUUUAAAGAAUUCUUAUGUAUAUAGUAGAUAUUUAAUAACUUUGAAACUUGCUAAAGAUGAAAACUUUAGUGACAUAUAAAAUAAAUAUAUGUAUAUGAAGAACUAACACAUACAUAAGAAGUGGAUCAUAUUUGGUCAACUUUCUGCUGUCACAACUUUUAUGACUGUCCAGUUGCUAGUCUGAGCACUCAGUUUUGUUGUAUAUGACUGAUUAGUUGCUUAUCUGAGUGCACCCAUCGUUAAGUUGGGAGUUGGGGAAAUUACAGCGCAGUCGUCAAAUUGGCCAAUUCAUCGUGACGGUCAGUCAAAUAAAAAUGAAUAAAUCUGUCAACAUAACUAUUCUGUGACCAACAGAAGAUGCAUUUACCAAUUACAUCAUUAUUAUAUUAAAUGGCUUCCAAAUGUCUAUGCAAACAAUCCUUAAGCUUUGCAAUCAGAAAAUUGCUUUGACAAAAAUUGCUACAGCUAAAAUAUACUUUGCCUCAAUAUUUCUAUUUUUAAUGUUUAUACUAGUAUCUUUUCACUCGUUACAUCACCAAAUGUAAUGCUGAUGUGGAUCAUUUUACUUCAGAUUUUACAUCAGCAUUACUGAAUACUGAUGUAAGGACUGUCCUGCAUGAAAUGGGUGAUGAAUGUAGCCAGGGAAUGCUGGUACAAUCUUCAUAGCUGGAUGGAAAAUCAUAAUUGGUAUUAGCAGGGUAUGAAAUUAAAAUGGGGAAAACCAUCCCCAUAAUAUGACUAGAUAUAUUUCCAGCUUGUCAACGCCUAAAACAAUAUUAAAACAUGUAAACGUAUGUUUAUAAUCUUCAUAUAAAUAAUUUAGUAACUUAGUACAUCAAUAACUUUGUAAACAUAUCCCAUUUAGUACAUCAAUAACUUUGUAAACAUAUCCCAUUUAGCAUUGUUAAUAAUAAUAGGGAUUAUUUUUCAUAAGCUUAUAGUUAUCAGACUAAGGCAGUUACAUUAAUUUUGGUUUUCACAUACAAAUAUUUUAAGUGAUUUAAUUUAAUAAAAGAUAUAAAAAAACCCUCAUGAAAUCAGAUAGAAGAAAGACAUAAGAUUAUUUUACAGGUCUGUAUAAACAUUCACUUUAUUGUGAUGUUAUUUUUUAAUCUGAUCCUGUCAAAUUUCAUUUGUGCUUGUUAAAAUUCUAAAAGGGUCUGUUUUAAUGCCCAUACUGUGCCGGUUAGAAAAGAAACCUAUGCUAAUUUCAUACUCUGAUUAGAUGGAAGACAACCUGUUUGAAAUGUGUACUUGCUAAAACAGCCUAAUGUUUUAGAGUCAUAAUUAUGGGUUUGUUAUUUUAAUAUAAUAUAAUGGAUCAUGAUAACAAAAAAAUCUUAAUUUUAUCUUAUUGAGGGUUGUGUAUAAUCAAUACACAUAAAUAAAUGUUUUGUAACUGUGGUUGUAUCCUAGGAAAACACUGAUCACUGUCCACUAACUAUUGUAAAUUAUAUAUUUAUGAUGUUGUAAAUAUUUUCCACAAACAACUGUGCUUUAUGAUUUAUUGAAUCCUGGUUAAAAUUGUACCUCAUAAAAAAGGAAGGAAAUAACAUUGCCAGUAAUAUUUUUUAUUUAUUUAUGUUUUAAAUUAAUAACAGUUCACACUCGAGCUGAUUGUGAUGUCUAUGAAAAACUAACUCUCCUAUUAUUACUGUGUAUUGUCAAAGGUUUUCUGUAAUGUCAAAGUGACUGAAUAUUGUCACAUGUGAUGGGUUGUCCAUCAUCCGUCCAUUCUUUUCUUUUUUAAUGACACUUUAAAACAAUAUUUUUGAGAUGUAACCCGUGCACUUACGCACAGAAAGGGGGGUCUCCCACCCCCAUAAAUAUGAUUAAAUUUGAAAUUAAAGUAAGACUGUAGCUGACAUGACUUAACACUGCAUUGAAAACUUAACAAAAAUGUUCAAUGCCUAAAGGCAUCAUUAAAAGAUAAUUGUUUUGCACAGAUCAUUCUGCAAGUUAUUUUACUUUGAAAUUCCUGUUACAGAUGAAGGAGCUAUGAUAUGUAUUAGUCAUCUGGUAAUGAUCUCUAUUGUAUCAAUGUAAGUGAUCAAAACACGCCAUGCAUGCAUUAUACAUUAUUUUUCUUUUAAAUUAUAUUUAUAUUGUUGGUUUCUUUUUGCAGAUAACCUGAGACGACAAUAAUUGAAUAUUUUGGCAAUAAAAAUGAUCUUCCCUCCACCCAUCCAUUAAAAAACAACAAUUAUGCCUUAAAAAUAGAUUGAAAUAGAUGUUUUAGAGGACAUUUUCUUUACCAUGUUGCUGGAUAGUUUCUUAUAAUUUUAUGCUUUUAAAAUGCUAUCUUAUGAAUUUUUAUCAACAUGAAAAAUGGGACUGUAAAAUUUUAAUUGCUGGACCAUGUAGUGUCCAAGUUAAUUUCACUCUCAGUGCGGUGAACAAAUGACAGAUUAGUGGAGACUUCACAGUUAGAUAAUUUUCUCCCACACUAACAUCAGCUCAGUCCUGUAUAUUCUGACACAAACAUGCAAAAUUAAACUUAUUUAAAAGAAAUCAGACCCCCCAAACCUGAUUUCACGUAAAUAAGCUGAUCAACAACAAAUUCUUAUAAACCUUAUGCAUGAAGGUAGAUCUUUGGCAGUUCUGAGAUGGGCGGUCAAUUGAAUAUAUGUGUAUUAAUUUUAAAGAAAAUUACAACAGAAAAAGAAUUGUUUAUACAUAUAAUUUGAUUGUAAACCAUUUACUCUCAAAAGUGUUUAAUUUUUAUGUUGUGAAAAUUAACAAGAUAAAUACAUUCAUUAUAAAUACUUAAACACAUAUAUUAAUAUACCCCCUCUCAAUCUUUCCCCCAGUUCAAACCAGCACAUUCUUUAAAUGUAUAUUACAGGUGUGUGUGGUUAUUUUGUGAAAUAAAUAAAUAAUUGUUUUAAUGUUAACCAGUAUAAAAACAUACGACAUGUUUUUAUCCAGCAACUCUAUAUUACAGUUGUUUAGAUUUAGACAUUUACAUUGUGUCAGCAUAAGGAAUGUAUUACAACUUAAUUAUGUAUUUUCUCUACAUGACAUGUAUGUAAUAUUUUUUCUUUUACCAUUAUCAGAUUAUAUAUCAUCAUUUUCUGAAGGAAAUGAAUAAAUUUUGACUUAGUAA
This is a messenger RNA of Gigantopelta aegis, 9577 nucleotides long. RefSeq names its product WD repeat-containing protein 26-like. Gene Ontology annotation, molecular function: protein binding. Gene Ontology annotation, biological process: proteasome-mediated ubiquitin-dependent protein catabolic process. NCBI's taxonomy places the organism in Eukaryota, Metazoa, Mollusca, Gastropoda, Neomphalida, Peltospiridae. The transcript is spliced from 14 exons. Gene Ontology annotation, cellular component: GID complex. The coding region runs from base 194 to 1918 and encodes 574 amino acids. The record is from RefSeq and is a predicted model, not a curated record.